GAAUGUUCUGUAUACUUUAUGUACCGAUUAUGUACGUCAUCGUCACCGUCACCGUCACCAAUGUAGUGUAGGCAGGUGCACGUGAGACUGAGACGACCGUCUGCUAGACGGGUCAGCGGCUAGCUGCACGAGAACGACACAACGUUCCUUGGACAUUCCCCGGGUCGUUUUGAAAAAUCUCGUGAACUUUAUCAGUUCCGCGUGAUUAUGUUACAUAGAUUCGUGGCGGUCGAGGAAAAGCACUAUGUUCACGGUAUUUCGCACGCUACUGAUACUCACGCAUUUUCUCUACGACCUAAUCAUCGCGAUUUAUAAUUAUUGUGUUUUGCUUCACCGUAAAUGCACCGAAAUUUGGCACGGUGAGAAUUCGAGGACAGAAGUGGAGUGGUUGGUGCGCGCCGCGAGUAAAACGAAAAAGCUGCCAAGGCACAUUUUGAUUAUUUUCGGCGCGAAGCAGGACACUAUAUUAGAUUGCGUGCGAAUAAUCGGCUGGUGCAUCACCCUUGGUAUACCUUAUGUCAGCUUUUUUGACAUCAAUGGUUUCUUGGUGAGAAAUGAGAAUUUUCUGAAACAUGAGAUUGCAAAGAGAAGACCUGAUUUAUUGGAUCAUAUCAGCUGGGGUAAACCGAAAACAGUAUUCACACAAAAUGGAGUGACCGGUAAAUGUUCUAAACUGAAGAUACGGGUAUCUCUGUUAUGCGCUUUAGAUGGGAAAGAAGAAAUAGUUACACUGACAAGAAAUUUGGCCGAUGCGGUUCUCACAGGAACAAUUAAAUCUGACGAGAUAGAUGCUGAUUUGCUUAACGAGAAAUUGAAUUCCCGAGGAAUACCUGAUCCCGAUUUAGGAGUAAUCUAUGGCCGCCUUUGUUCUACGUAUGGAGCUUUGCCGUGGCAAACACGAAUAACGGAAUUUUGUAUGUUACCAGUACAUGGUAACUUAUCAGUCAAGGACUUCAUGUGUCUGCUGGAGAAGUACAAUAAAUGCGAACAACGAUAUGGAAAAUAACUGGAAUUGUUACUCUUAUUUGUGUAUAGUUUUUGUAUUCCGAACAAAAGAAAAAGAAUGAAUAUGGAAAAGAAAAUGAAACAAGAAAUAGAUAUUUAAGAAGACUCAUAAAGACUGAAUUUAAAACAAUUUACAGAUACUAUUUUGUAAGUGGUUGCGUGCUAGUGUGUAAUAGUAACAGGGGAUGUGGUGCUUGUAAGGCACGAGUAACGCUUGCAAGCCGAUUCAUUUGAAACGAGUGUCUGCAAGAAGGAUCUUACGUAGGCUUCACUUCAAGACAUUCACACGAGCACCGAGAGAAGAGGAUUUUCACCGAACACUGCGAGAACAGUUCAGUUUAAUUUAGAAUUUAAUUUAAAGAGAAAGAAAAGAGAAGUGUUGCCCAAAGACAGAAGCGUGGUGUUUCUAUUUUCUUCUCGAUGUCGCCAGGCUCCUUGUUAUGUAAUUCGUUGUGAACGAAAAACGGAAAGUACUUCCAGAGAGUACAAGAAAAAUAAUUUAAAUCGCACGAUUUCAGUGGAACAAAAUGUUUGCGUUCAAUGUCCGAAGUACAAAUUUCGUAUUCUUAAAUGUUAAGGGUGAUACUUUUAUAGAUUUUUAACGGUUUCGAUGGUAUUGUUUUCCUUGUAUCCUUCACACGUACAGCCUGACGAAGAGAACUUUAGAAAAACCGAUGCUUCUACAUAUGAAACUAUCUCUGUUUUUUAAAGAAACUUGGGACAAAAUUGCUGCAUUUAAAUGUCCAUUACAUUGUCAGCGAAACACCGACAUUCCUUGUACAUACGAUAGUUUAUCCAUAAAAUCUUCGUGCACGUGGAUAUUUUAAUAUUAUCAAAUGACAAACGAUUCUCUUCAUUUGAUCUUAUUGUUAGUGAUAUUUUCCAUGAGAAGAAGCGCCUAUCGUCGAGUCUAAAAUUUCCGAACACGUAAAUAUAAUCCUUUUUUGCAGAAACGUUGUGUUCGAGCUUUAUUUUACAACCCAUAUUGUUCUUACAAACUUGCGAUAAGGUUUCUGUAUUUUCAUUUGUGUUUUCGGAAAGCAAAGUCGAAUGUCUGAGCAGCUAUACUGUAAAUCACUGUUGUACUUAUAUGCGCCGGAUAAGAGAUAUCUCCACGCGAGCAAAACGAUGCGAACGUUUAAAUAAAUUAUUUUAAAUGAC
Molecule: messenger RNA, 2166 nt
Organism: Megalopta genalis
Lineage: Eukaryota; Metazoa; Arthropoda; Insecta; Hymenoptera; Halictidae
Gene: Tango14
Product: transport and golgi organization 14
Cellular component (GO): dehydrodolichyl diphosphate synthase complex; endoplasmic reticulum membrane
Molecular function (GO): ditrans,polycis-polyprenyl diphosphate synthase [(2E,6E)-farnesyl diphosphate specific] activity
Source: RefSeq, a predicted model, not a curated record